Notothenia coriiceps (black rockcod) is the source of this 1004-nucleotide messenger RNA. Its product is annotated as uridine-cytidine kinase-like 1. The record is from RefSeq and is a predicted model, not a curated record. The transcript has 5 exons. The annotation marks the transcript as partial. NCBI's taxonomy places the organism in Eukaryota, Metazoa, Chordata, Actinopteri, Perciformes, Nototheniidae.
ACAUGUCCAAACAAACUAACAACCAGGCCAACGCAGACUUGUUUAACACCGUGUGUGUCUACAAGUCAAGAAAACGUAUUGGUAUAUUGAUACCAUUUACCUUUUUUAAAAUGACACCUACGGUCGAACACGAAUCAAAGCAAGAUGACGAAGAUCAACUCGGCGUAAUUCAGCCUUUUCUGAGCAGAACAGAAUUUUAAGAAAAUGCUAACAUAUGCUCUUCUGAUGCGUUUAAGAUGCACAAAAAAACACAAGGGGAGGAGCCCUCGGGUCAUUUGGGAAGUGUGCAGGAGCAAAGCCAGCUAUAAGUGGGUUGCAGUGUUCUCCCCUGGGCAGUAAACGCCGCUGAUGUGUAUUCUCACUCUCUAAAGCGUCCUGCUAAGAGUGGGCAUACAUUGAGUCUCCUGAAAUGAACCCUCUUUGAGGACAAAUAGAAUUCCGUGUCCUCGGCCCUGAGCUGAUGAAGUGGAGCUGUUCCUCUGCUCUAAUGCUUUCUCUUCUUCUCUCCUUUUAUAUUUGUCUCUCUUUUUGUCCUUUUUCUUCCCGUCUCUUUCUGCUUCUUCAUCUCUAAAUGUCACCAAAUGAAAACAUGUCUCGUUCUUCAGAGGAAGCUGCGCUGGGAUAUAUCGGCGCUCGCCUCGGCUCACCAGGGUCAGCCGUUACCCACAACCCUCAGCGUGAUGGAGAGCACGCCUCAGGUCCGCGGCAUGCACACCAUCAUCAGAAACAAGGAGACCAACAGAGAUGAGUUUAUCUUUUACUCCAAGAGAUUAAUGAGGCUCCUGAUAGAGCACGCGCUGUCCUUCCUGCCUCUCAAGCCGGUAUCUGUGGAAACGCCUCAGGGGGGCACGUAUGAGGGGAAGAGGCUGAGUGGAAAACGAAUCACAGGCGUUUCCAUCCUGAGAGCAGGCGAGACGAUGGAGCAGGCUCUGAUGGCCGUGUGCAAAGACAUCCGGCUGGGGAAGAUCCUGAUCCAGACCAACCACGAUACGGGGGAACCGGAG